GUAGCUGUGUGGUCACAGAAACGGGCCUUGGGCUGAUAGCAGAAGGUGGCUUGUGGUGGCCCUUAGUUCCUGCCGAAGUUCAUGGCGCUGUCUUGUUGGGCCAGCCCUUGAGCAAUCGCUGUGUCCGGCACGGAUGAGCUUUACCCCGUAUUGUGCCAGGGAAGGGAAGUUGUUAACCACAGUCUUCAUCCCAGAGCUUUGGUUGAUCUCACAGGGCAGGUCUACACUAAAAACACUGCAUCAGCACGGCUGCAGAUGCUCCAAGGCCUCAGGUCUGGAAAACUUGGGGAGCAAUGUGAAGCUGUUGUCCGUUUUCCCAGGCUCUUUCAGAAAUAUCCAUUCCCCAUUCUCAUUAAUUCUGCAUUCUUAAAACUGGCUGACGUUUUCAGAGUUGGAAACAACUUCUUGAGGCUGUGUGUCCUGAAAGUUACUCAGCAGAGUGAAAAGCACUUAGAGAAGAUCCUGAAUGUGGAUGAGUUUGUGAAAAGAGUUUUCUCUGUAAUUCAUAGCAAUGAUCCAGUUGCCCGAGCAAUCACACUGAGGAUGUUGGGGAGUAUGGCAUCCAUAAUCCCAGAAAGGAAGAAUGCACAUCACAGUAUUCGCCAGAGCCUGGAUUCCCAUGAUAAUGUUGAGGUCGAAGCUGCUAUAUUUGCUGCUGCUAACUUUUCUGCACAGUCAAAGGAUUUUGCUGGAGGAAUCUGUAACAAAAUCAGUGAAAUGAUUCAGGGCUUAGCCACGCCAGUGGACUUGAAGCUGAAGUUGAUCCCCAUACUACAGCACAUGCACCAUGAUGCCAGCCUGGCCUCUAGCUCCCGUCAGCUUCUCCAGCAGCUGGUAACAUCCUAUCCUUCCACCAAGAUGGUCAUUGUUACUCUCCACACCUUUACCUUGCUUGCUGCUUCUUCUUUGGUGGACAUACCCAAACAGAUUCAGCUUUUGCUGCAAUACUUGAAAAAUGACCCAAGGAAAGCUGUGAAAAGACUUGCUAUCCAAGAUCUAAAGUUGUUGGCAAACAAAACCCCACAUACAUGGAGCAGAGAAAACAUUCAGGCACUCUGUGAAUGUGCUCUUCAAACUCCUUAUGACAGCUUGAAACUAGGCAUGCUAUCUGUCCUUUCCACGCUGUCAGGAACUAUUGCCAUCAAACAGUACUUCAGCGUAGCUCCAGGAACAACAGCUACAACAGCAAGAUCAUUUGACUUAGUAAAGCUGGCACAGGAAUGCUGUUACCAUAAUAACCGUGGCAUUGCUGCUCAUGGUGUGAGAGUUCUGACUAAUAUAUCUGCUUCUUGCCAAGAAAAAGAUCUCCUGGCUUUGGAGCAAGAUGCUGUCUUUGGCCUCGAGUCUCUCUUAGUUCUUUGUAGCCAAGAUAACAGUCCAGGUGCUCAGGCAACCUUAAAGAUUGCACUAACUUGUAUGGUGAAGCUGGCCAAGUGUCGUCCCCAUCUGAGCCAAUCGGUGGUUGAGUCCUUGCUGACACAGUUGCACAGUGCUCAGGAUGCUGCUAGAAUUCUCAUGUGCCACUGUUUAGCAGCAAUUGCCAUGCAGCUGCCUGUUUUAGGUGAUGGCAUGCUGGGAGACUUAAUGGACCUCUAUAAAGUGAUUGGACGAUCUGCUACAGAUAAACAACAGGAACUUUUGGUAUCCCUCGCCACAGUGAUAUUUGUUGCCAGUCAAAAAGCUUUAUCUUCUGAAGUUAAAAAUGUUAUCAAACAACAGCUUGAGAAUGUCUCCAAUGGAUGGACAGCAUACAGGAUAGCCAGGCAGGCCUCCAGAAUGGGUAAUCAUGACAUGGCCAGAGAGCUGUAUCAAAGCCUGCUGACUCAAGUGGCUUCAGAACACUUCUACUUCUGGCUGAACAGUUUGAAGGAGUUUUCCCAUGCAGAGCAGUGUCUGACGGGGCUUCAAGAAGAAGAUUAUAGUUCAGCACUCUCUUGCAUUGCUGAAUCUUUAAAAUCUUAUCACAAAGGGAUAGCAUCGCUAACGGCUGCCAGCACACCACUUAACCCUCUGAGCUUUCAAUGUGGGUUUGUCAAGCUCAGGAUUGACCUUCUGCAGGCUUUCUCUCAACUCAUCUGCACCUGUAACAGCCUAAAAACUAGUCCACCACCUGCCAUUGCCACAACAAUUGCAAUGACAUCAGGAAAUGACCUCCAGAGAUGUGGGCGCAUCUCUACCCAGAUGAAACUCUCCAUGGAAGAAUUCCGUAACCUGGCUACACGAUAUGGGGAUCUGUAUCAGUCAUCUUUCGAUGCAGACUCGGCAACUUUAAGGAAUGUAGAAUUACAACAGCAGAGCUGCCUAUUGAUUUCACAUGCAAUUGAAGCCCUGAUUUUGGAUCCAGAAUCUGCAAGUUUCCAGGAGUACACCUCGAGUGGAGCAGCACAUGUUGAGAGUGAAUAUGAAAGAAGAAUGAUGUCUGUAUUUAAUCAUGUGUUGGAGGAAGUGGAAUCAUUGAACAGGAAAUAUGCUCCUGUGUCUUACUUGCACACAGCUUGCCUAUGCAAUGCAGUUAUCGCCUUGUUGAAAGUUCCCCUUUCAUUUCAAAGGUAUUUCUUUCAGAAAUUGCAAUCUACAAGUAUUAAGCUCGCUCUGUCACCAUCUCCACGGAACCCUGCAGAGCCCAUUGCUGUACAAAACAAUCAACAGCUGGCUUUAAAGGUGGAGGGAGUGGUUCAGCAUGGCUCCAAACCAGGUCUCUUCCGCAAAAUUCAGUCUGUCUGUCUAAACGUAUCUUCAACACUGCAGAGCAAAUCUGGACAGGACUACAAGAUCCCCAUUGACAACAUGACCAAUGAGAUGGAGCAGAGGGUGGAACCACACAACGAUUACUUCAGCACUCAGUUUCUGUUGAACUUGGCGAUCCUUGGAACCCAUAACAUCACAGUAGAGUCCUCUGUAAAAGACUUAAAUGGUAUUGUUUGGAAGACUGGGCCCAAAACCACCAUUUUUGUUAAAUCUCUUGAGGAUCCCUACUCCCAACAGGUUCGCCUUCAACAACAGCAAGGACAGCCACCGUCGCAGCAACAACAGCAGCAGCAAAGAACAGCAUACUCGCGUUUUUAGUCCCCAAAAGUGCCAUUAAUUUUCAUGGGUCUAGCCUACAGGCAUCUCACUUUGCUUGGAUACGAUGUCUUUUGGAGACAUUUAAAUGCUUUGGCAGUCCCACAAGUUUCCUUCUCUGUGUUCUUAGUGCCAUUAUUGUUGCACUUAAACUAGUCAUAUGGACCACACUGAGGCUAUGUCCAUGAUACAAGCUAUAAGGUUAUGAUUCCCAUCUUGUAUACACACAUUCAUGCUAACUUGAUGAGAGCUAGCAUGAGAGUAAAUAGUAGUGUAGCCAUGGUAGCAUGGUUUAACCAUACCAAGUACAAACCCGCCUGAACGCCAUGGGUGUGUAUUCAGGAUGGCUUAGCCAUCCUGCCAGUGCCCACACUACUAUGGCUACACUGCUAUUUAUACUCAUGCUGCACUUAUCACUGCAAAUAUGUCUACACAAGCUGGGAAUCACAUCCUUUGGUCGUGUAGACAGCCUGAGUCCUGGUGUAAAUGGGUACAACUUGGGUUAAGUCUGGAGUUCCAUUUUUUAUACUAAGUCUACAAUUUGUCCCCCCAGCUGUAUAUUCUCCAAGACCAAUGGCAGCAGUGCUCUAUGAAAUUAGCCAGUAUGGGAGACUGUGAGAGUUGUGUGGAUAGAACCUUCCUUGGUAACCUAGCAUAUCAACUGUGCUAUGUAUUUGACCGCCAUUUCCUGAGGAGCAUGCGUUCUGGUGUUUGGGCUCUCAGGCCACCUGCUAACAACCUGGACAAUUCAAUACAAUACAAAACAUAAGUGUUACACAAGGUGGGUAUCUCGUAAUGUGAAGCUGUUGGCAGGAAUGUCCGGACAUCAUAUUGGAUGGUUAUAGUAGUAAUUUUAGUAUUUGUGAAGCUGAAAAAUAUUUUGGUAGCAUUCCAGCCAAUAGCAUUGUAUUUAAUGUGCACACAGAGCUGUCUUUGCUCAUUCUCUUGCCUCUGUAUGUACUUGUCCUGAAGGGAUGCCAACUGGAGAACAGAUAAAUUACUUUUAAAAGGGAAGUGAAGUUUCAGUGGUGGGAACAGAUAUGAUAGGUUGUGCCUCCUCAAAGAGGAGGAUAGAAAUGGCUUUUUUGUUUCAUCUUUAUCUGCCUUUGCAAGGCUUUGUUUACUUAAUUUUUUUUUUUGAAAAGAGGAAACGUUAAUUUGUAAAUCUGUUUAAUGUUUAACGUUUUAAGUAGGGGACUGUUAAAUGCCAAAGCUCUGGUGCUCAGUCAGUAUGAUCUUUUACCAUGUUAGUCAUUUUAACAGAGAUUUCUUGAAGCAUUUUGCCAUAAAUAGCACUACUAGAAGUCUAAUUAUACCACCUGCUCACAAAUAGUUUUCAUUCCUCCUUUGAAAUGUGAAACCUUGAAGGCUGUGGAAGGACUAAAAUCCACUAAUGCCUGCAUCCCCAGAAAAUAAUCAUGUGGCAUAUGCCUAAUCUAUCCCUCUUGGGAAAUCCCUGCUUAAUGCUCCAAAGGCAGGUUGGACCCUGCCAGUGUGCUGGGGAAAAGCUUCUUUUGGACUUUGCAGCCACUUUAAUUUCUAUGCAUGGGAGCAGGAAUUAAUUUGUGAAUUUCUAAUAUGCCCAUUACGCUGGCAUUUAGGUUCCAUCAGCUCGAUGCUGUAUGUGAACCUCACUCAUUUAAAAAAAAAAAAAACUUUAAUCUGUUAGCUAUAACAUGGCAUCUCUAAUAGGAGGUUGAAUGCAGUUGUUUUUUUUUAAUUUCAAUAUCAGUCUGUUCAGAUGGGCUUUACUCUAGAAGCUGGCAAGAGCCUCUGACCUUACUUUUUGUACAUAUAGAAUGUCCUGUUUUUCAACAUUCACCUGCUCAGCAUAGCUGGAUGAUGUGUAGAGAUCUAUUACCUCUUUUCCUUCUUAGGCAAUAGCCUACUUUGCCUCCUCUUGACUUGUGACUCUCAAAGAAGGAAAUUGGAAGCAAGCAUGGGUGGGCUUCAUCAACUUUGGGUAUUAAUUCCUGAGUGUUUUGAAAGAAAUAAGGGGGAUACAAGACACAAAUAGGAGGAGUGUCACAAAAUAAAAUCUCUUCUCUCUCCCCCCCCGCCUCCCAAAAAAUUUGAAAUUAGAAAACCUAACAGGAAAUCUGCCUUUUGCUUAUGGAUUCUACUAGUAGCUCAUUCAGUGGGGAGUGGCUAACAGGUUGAGACCUGAUCUAGGCUUAACAUUUAAGUCAGUACACCUGUAUCACUUGAGGUGUGAAAAAUCUAUCCCUCUAACUGUUGUUGCUAUUCUGUCCUAACACCUGGUAUAGAUGCUGGUAGGUCUUAACUACUGCCAUUCUGGGAGGUGGUGUUCCUACACUGACAAUAAAAACCCCUUCUAUCGGUGUAGGCUGUGUCUACACUGUGGAGUUAUGCCAGCACUAUUGCUAUGCCAGUAUAGUUCCCGUAGUGUAGACAUAUCCUAGGUGAAAAGGAAAUGGAUUUUCUUGAUGUGCACAGUGGUACAUGACAUAGCAUGACAUUAUAAAUAUUAGCCUGGUUAUUGAAAGAACAUAUGAGUGGAGAAAUGAGGCAGAGGGCAGAUGGCCUGGAAAGCUGGUACUGUCUUUAAAGGUGAUACCUAGGUAUAUACAUGGUCUCACUGUAAUAGCCAAGCUCCUCACAAACAUUAAUUUAUUCUCAGGACAUGCCUGUGGGGUGAAGUAUUCCACCCAUUUUACAAAUGGAGAACUGAUGGCUGGAGAGAGAAAUGACUCAGCUGUGGUCACAUGAGAAGUCUGUGGCAGAGUUGGGAACUGAACUCUGAUAUCCCAGUCCAGUGCUUUAACCACAAGACCAUCCUUCUUAAUAGCUGUAAACUCCAUAUUAGAUUCAUUUAUGGAACAGAGAGAGAGACUAGGGGCUUGCUGCAUCCACUCCAUGCAUGGAGUUGGUAUUUGCCAUGCCUCCAGGAAUAGGGGGGUGACCAUCCUUAUAGGGAAAAUAACAGAAGAAAAGGUAAAAGGUUAAACUAUUCAGCUCCCACUCUAGGGAAUGAAUAUUGGUUCUUACCCUGUUAUAAAUUGACAUAAUAUAUGGAUGAAAAUGCGUUGACUGCAACUUUACAAGACAACCGAGAACUGAAAGGAAAUCGUGACAGUAGGACUGUAGAUCUUUCUUAAUUUGGAAUUAAUAAAUGACAGGAAAGUUGGUUUGUCAAAAUGUUUUUCCCAUGAUAAAACUAAACGAGAGUAGGCUAGGGAAACUCGCCCAAUGCCAACACUGACCCAAUUAUUUUCAUAGCAAAAAAAAAAGCCUAUGUUCCUCAAAGACAAGCUUGUUGAUCUGAUCCUACAAUCCCUUAGAACUCCAAGCACUCUGGUUUUGACUCCAAGCAAUGAGACUGAAAGUGAAGUUUUGUCUCUGACCUCAGUUUUGUUGUAAAUGGCUCAGAAUGGCAGUUUCACUCUGUGCUGUGUUUCAGGAAGAGCAUGUACAUGAUUAGCCACAUGCAUUCUUCCCAAUGUGCCAUGUGGCACACAGGUGGCUAAGGGGAGCCAGAACGGGGGAAUUUAACAAAGCAGCAGUCAAGGCAGGCGGCAAGUCCUCUCAUUUGUCUAUGGUGUCUGAUGCCAUACUGAUGAGAGCAGUAUGGUUACAAGAAAACGGGAUGCCAAUUUCCAUUUUCAGCCUGGGGUGAUGUCAGUGCAGCAAGGACAACAAAAUAUAGGCCAACAGCUCAUCCAGCAGUGAGCAAGUUCAGUUUUGCUUGCUCAGAUCAACCAACUCUAGGGAUUUUCAACAUCUGCGUACAUUGUUCAUAAGUUACAAGAAGAGCAGGUGGAAGUUACUGUACUCCUUAAACCUCAAAACCUGCUCCAUGUUAAACACAUUUUUUUUCUUUGCAGGUCACUAGUUUUACAGAUUUUGUACUCAAGGGAGGGCUUUUGUUUUUGUCCUUGUGGGGGAGAGAUGGGGGAAAGAACCAGCUGAACACUAUAAGUGGAUUUGCACAACAAACAGCCAUUCUAUACAAGUACCUGCAUUUCUUUCUGACACGCUGAAGGAGUCUUUCACACUGAUUACUCAACAUCUGCACAUGUGAAGAUUAAGAGAUUUUUAGAUAUAGACUAAGGCAUAUAAAUUAGUCGAUUUAAUAGUCCUUUGUAUUUCUGUAAGUCUGUAAUAUACAAUUAUACUUGAUACUUCAUAAUAAUUAGAUACAUAGUUUGAACCCUCAUCGAAGGUGGUAUUUACCCAAAGGAACGAAUAUGAUUUGAGUGAAUAGUAUUGUGUGUUAAGAAAAUAAGCACAAGUUAGAUUUUAUAUAUAUGUAGUUAAAGUUGCAGCUUAAAGGAGACCCACAAAUAGAUUACUAACAAUUACAGCAGUUUUAGAAUUAUAUGCUGAAUGCCCAAAAGAUUAAUAUAGUAACUCCUCAUUUAACGUUAUAGUUAUGUUCCUGAAAAAUGCGACUUUAAGUGAAAUGAUGUUAAGUGAAUCCAAUUUUCCCAUAAGAAUUAAUGUAAA
Messenger RNA from Mauremys mutica (yellowpond turtle), 7530 nucleotides. RefSeq names its product integrator complex subunit 7 (gene INTS7). Gene Ontology annotation, biological process: snRNA 3'-end processing. The record is from RefSeq and is a predicted model, not a curated record. Lineage: Eukaryota; Metazoa; Chordata; Testudines; Geoemydidae. The transcript is spliced from 20 exons. Gene Ontology annotation, cellular component: integrator complex. The coding region runs from base 256 to 3066 and encodes 936 amino acids.